AAUAUUGUCAGUCAAAAUUCAAACCCCCACCAACUCCCCUUCUCUCUCUCUCUCUCUUUUUCUGAGUCCUUCCCUUUUCCCUUUUUGUCCUAUUUUCUUCUUCGAUUUUGGUUUAGAGUCCAUUACUUUGAUCACAAGACAUGGAAAAAGCUCUGAAACUCAAAGAGAAGCAAAGCCAGGGCCAAGCCAUGCAAAUAUCGAAGCAACAACGACAAGAACCAGAAGACCAGAUCAAGCUUGCUGUCGCUGCCAUCACCCUCAAUGCACGGUUGAGAUCAUCCGACAUGCCUGCCCACAUGCAAAACCACGCUCUCCGCCACACCAGAUCACUCCUCGACUCACCACCACCACCACCAAACCCCAAAACUCGUCUCAACCCAACACACCUCGCUCGAGCUCUCAAAAAGGAGUUUGACUCGGUGUAUGGACCGGCGUGGCACUGCGUGGUGGGGACGAGUUUUGGAUCGUUCGUGACUCACUCAACCGGCGGGUUCGUGUAUUUCUCUGUCGACGAAUCGCUGUCGGUGCUUCUCUUCAAAACGGAGGUCCAGUUGGUGACGGAACCACGACCACCACAACCAGCUAAGCCUUCAACUUUGAGUCCUUGUUGAGAAUUUUGUGUUGACGCGUGACAGACGUGUUCAUUGUGAUUACUCUCCUUCUUUGACUAGCAUGCACCAUAAAAUAUUCCAUUUCUUUUUUUUUCUUCUCUUUUUCUUUAAAACAAACAAACAUGUACGUAUGUGGUCAUGACCUUUGAGCUUUUAUACAAUUACAAGUAAAGAAAGGUGGUCAACCGUUGGCUGUCCUUUUUUUCAACUUUAAUUGCUCAUUUUGGGGUCUUUCUUAGGAUAUAAAGUUUUGAUUUUUCUGUAAGGGGCUUGUAAGUCAGUUGGUUCGAUUUUGAAUUCGUCAUCCCUCAAUAUCGCUUGUAUAUAAUAACAAAAAAAAAAUUUUGAUUUUUA
Malus domestica (apple) is the source of this 965-nucleotide messenger RNA. RefSeq lists its product as uncharacterized. Gene Ontology annotation, cellular component: cytoplasmic dynein complex. Gene Ontology annotation, biological process: microtubule-based process. Gene Ontology annotation, molecular function: dynein intermediate chain binding. The record is from RefSeq and is a predicted model, not a curated record. Lineage: Eukaryota; Viridiplantae; Streptophyta; Magnoliopsida; Rosales; Rosaceae.